UAACAGUUACACAGGCAAGGAAAACCAAGUCCUUAGUCCCACGCAGAGGAUUCAGGUACCUGCUGCCUCGGAAAAAUCACUGCCCUGAAAAAGAAGCAUUUCCACUUGGAUUGAAGUGUUUUCUGGCUCGAUACUUCCAUUUAUAUUUUCUUGCCCCUAAAAAUAAUCUAAAGGAAGACAUUACCUGUCACUGACUUGGAAAACAUCUCCCCCACACCUUUUUUUUUUUCCCUUCCUUUUUUUUUUUCUUCUUACAGGAGAAAGAAAUUCAAGGGGGAGAGUUGUUCUUCAGUUUUUGCUCUUUGGGCAUAGGUUAAAAUGCUAGGCAAGGAGGAGGCCCUCAGUACCGCUCGUCUCCUGGAACUGCAUUGCAUCACUUGGAAAACAGGACGCGAGGACAUGAGACAUCUCAUCCCGAUGUGUUUUUAAUGGCUCUUAGUCAUACGCAGGGGGAUUCAUCGCACCAGCAUCUACUGCAAGAAAAUGAGCAGAUGCCAGAAGAUUUUAUUUUACGCUUAGCCGAGGAAAAAAAAAAAACCAUGAGCGCAUUUUCUGUUUUGAAUGCUAGCAACCUUUCACAGGCUGACUCCCUCGAGGACAGUGGCAACUGGACGGCAGUAACCCAGUUUACCCAGCCAGGAUGGCAAAUUGCUUUGUGGGCUAUCACCUAUUCCUUCAUCGUUAUCACAUCCAUCGUCGGCAACGCCACCAUCAUCUGGAUUAUUCUCGCCCACAGGAGGAUGAGGACUGCUACUAAUUACUUUAUCGUCAAUUUGGCCCUGUCAGAUUUGCUGAUGUCUGCCUUCAAUACCAUCUUCAAUUUUAUUUACGCCAGCCACAACGUCUGGUAUUUUGGCGAGGAAUUCUGCAGGUUUCAGAACUGGUUCCCCAUCACCGCAAUGUUUGUGAGCAUUUACUCCAUGACAGCCGUGGCUGCAGAGAGGUACGUGGCGAUAAUUCACCCCUUCAAGCCCAGGCUCUCUGCUGGAAGCACCAGAGUCAUCAUAGGGGUCAUCUGGCUGGUGGCCUUCGGGCUGGCCUUCCCGCAGUGCUUCUACGCCGAGAUCACGAUGGACAACGGAACAACAAAAUGCAUCGUCGUCUGGCCGGAUGACGUCGGAUCCAAGCACCAGCUCACGUAUCACAUUGCAGUGAUCGUGUUGAUUUAUUUACUGCCUUUAAUGGUGAUGUUUGUUGCGUACAGCAUUAUAGGAAUUACUCUGUGGAGCAGCGCGGUUCCAGGCAACCACCUUAACAGAGUCCGCUACGAACACCAACUAAAUGCCAAAAAAAAGUUUGUGAAGACCAUGGUGGUAGUUGUGAUCAUUUUUGCUGUCUGCUGGCUGCCCUACCACAUAUACUUCAUCCUGGGGAGCUUCAAGGAAGACAUCUACCAGCAGAAGUACAUUCAGCAGGUUUACCUCGCUAUCUUUCUCCUGGCCAUGAGUUCGACGAUGUACAACCCCAUCAUAUACUGCUGCCUCAACCAAAGGUUUCGUUCUGGCUUCAAAUUAGCCUUCCGGUGGUGUCCUUGCAUAAAAGCGACUGAGAAAGACAGACUUAAACUCACUUCCCCAUCUCUUUACCAGACGACCCGCAGGAAGUCAGGAACAACAAGUUUCAGCACAGAAACUCAACCGAGUGAGAAAGAGAAUACAUCACUUACCCUCACCCAGCUAACACUUUGAUUUUUUUUUUUCUCCUCCUGAUUCUGGCUCUAUCCUA
Messenger RNA from Calidris pugnax (ruff), 1725 nucleotides. RefSeq names its product tachykinin receptor 2 (gene TACR2). Gene Ontology annotation, cellular component: sperm midpiece; plasma membrane. The record is from RefSeq and is a predicted model, not a curated record. The transcript has 5 exons. Gene Ontology annotation, molecular function: substance K receptor activity. Gene Ontology annotation, biological process: positive regulation of flagellated sperm motility; G protein-coupled receptor signaling pathway. Lineage: Eukaryota; Metazoa; Chordata; Aves; Charadriiformes; Scolopacidae. The coding region runs from base 429 to 1688 and encodes 419 amino acids.